AUGGAUGAUGGCCUAACCCCCUCAAAAAUUACAAUUCCUGAGAAUGUUGAAACAGCCGGAUCUGAACUCACCUUACCGAAGAACGUUCUGCCGUACGGGAAGGUCGCCAUCCGGCUGGAGGUCACGGUGGAGGAGACCUUGUCUGGACUCCGUGUCGUGACGUCAGCUGAGCAGUGGGUGAAUGUCUUAUCUUCGGCACUGGUGGCUGACAUUGCCGGUGGCUCAGCAAAGUCACUCGCACGUGGCUCCGACAUUGUCCUCGACGGUUCGUUUUCUACAGAUCCAGACGCCAUGGUGACAGACGCAGCAGACUUCACCUAUAACUGGACCUGUGUAACAGAAUCAGGAACUUCAUGCGAAGACGUUUUUGGUGAUGGUGGAACCAGCCAAUCGUAUGUCAUUUCUUCCAACAACCUCCAACCGAGUGUACGUGGGUUGACUGUCCAGCUGAGCGUAUCGUUCCAGGACAGAAUUCCUGGGACGACCUCUCAAACACUGGAGGUUUUCCCGGUUGGAUCUCCGUCCAUCUCGAUCAGAUGCUUCAGCAACUGUAACAGGAAAAUCAACCCGUCAGAGAAACUGAUUCUGGUGGCGGAGUGUACAAACUGUGAGGAGAACGAACUGGUCAGUUACAACUGGACGUUACAGGAAGCUCCGGACGGGUUUGGCAGGUCCGAUUUGAACUGGGACACCGAGAGCACCACGGGAAGAAACCUACCGGAUGUGGUUUUUGAACCAGAAGUUUUCACGGCUCUUGGUGACUACACGUUCAGAGUCGAAGCCUCACUGGACUACGGUCGCCAGGGCUUCUCUGAGUACAGUUUUGAGCCGAACGAGCCGCCUGUGGUCGGAAGCUGCACAGUCAGCCCGGAAAACGGCACGGCCAUGGUGACAGAGUUCACUUUUACUUGUACAGGGUUUUCUGACUCAGACGAGCCUCUGACUUACACCUUCCUCUUCAACACGGACGCUGCUGCUGGAUUUACUCCGCUGUACACAGAAACGGAGCCGACGACACCACCACAGCUCCUGCCUGUUGGCCAAGAGUCACGUGACUUUGUUGUGAGAAUCCAAGCUCAAGUCUCGGAUUCUCUCGGAGCGACAUCGAACGUCGAGACGUCUGUUCAGGUCCUGGCACUUCCAGCAGAACAGUCCACAGCCGUAGCCUCGCAGCUCGUGGUUGGGGAGAACAGUCCUCUAACCCAGCUGGUGCGGGAAGGAGACGCCAAGUCCUUGGUGCAGAUGUCCAACAGCGUGACGUCUGUCUUAAACACGGUCCCGACUAACGCGUCAGCCGAGACACGGAGGGCAGCCACUGAGGCUCGAGAGGCUCUUGUUAGCGCAUUGACGACCAUCAAACCUACCAGCGUGUCGUCUGUGAACCUUGUAGCGAGCGCGCUGGGCUCGGCCACAAGCGGAGGGGACGACGUGUCAGCGGACUCUCAGGUUGCUGCUGCAAAUUCCUUAAAGAACAUGGCAGGAUUUCUUCAGAGUUUACCUCCUGAGGACCUGGAAAUAGGCCAGAUAGAAAAGUCGUCUUCAUUCAUGUUUACAGCUGUAGUCAAUAUAAUGGCUGGAUCCUCAAAGGUAUCUGACAAGACCAAAAUCUCCAAUGAGACUGACAAUGACCAAGUUGAAAAAGCAAAGAAGACAACGCAGGGCAUCUUUGCUGCCAUAGACACUAUGAAUGAAUUGAUGCUUGCCCGGAAACGACCGAACGAGAAGCCGACUGUGAUCCAGCAGGGUCCGUUUGAGAUGGCCUUACAGAGGCAGAACUGCCGGGACAUGAGGUCACAGAUCGUCCGGCCCUCGGAAAACAGCGACACGUGGUUCCGGAUUCCGGAUGCCUCCACUCUGUUUGGACAGUCGUGUGGCCGUGGACAAUCCGUGGGGUUUGAGAACUACCACACGUCCCUGAACCCAUAUUCCUACGCCGGCAACUCAGACAAGAUUAAGUCACCUCUGGCGUCACUGAAGUUUAGAAGUGACUCGGGUCCUGUCGGGGUCAAUGACCUGCAGGUUCCUAUUGACGUCAUGAUGCCGCAGAAACCAGGUACUGUGGUGGUGCAGACAGAGCGUGGGGAGACCACACCGACUGGACAGGACGUCAUGUCGAUGCAUUCCUUCAACGUUACCGAAGCAGACAGCUCCGUCCAUGUCACCGUCACACCUCACGUGGAAGGAAUACCUAUCCGUUUGUUCCUCGGUAUCAACAGCGCCCCCUCCCGACAGGUCUAUAACUGGACAACGUCCUUGCCAUUAGCGGUGGACUCCAUGUACUCAAUUCCAUUAGGAAACAACUCUUACCUCCGGCCAGAUCCGUUCCAGUGGUUUCUGUCAGCCAGUGACUUGGGUCUGACCGGAUCUGAACAACUGUUUCUUGGGGUGGACCACGAGCCAUUCACGAACGACACGAGUACCAACGAUACCACAGUAAUGUGGGGUGACCUGUCAGAAGCUUUGAAACUGGGAUAUGGUGGAGUAAACUUCACCUUGAACUACACUCUCCAGAUCUUCACUUCUAAGUGCCUGUUCUUUGAUGACGCUCAGCAACAAUGGAGCUCUGAUGGGUGUGAGGUUGGCCCGUUGACCAGUACUACAUUGACCCACUGCCUGUGUGACCACCUCACCACGUUCGGCUCCGACUUCCAGUUCUUCGUGGCGCCGAACUCCCUCAACAUCCUGUCGGCGCUUCAGGGCUUCGCAAACAUCGGCGAGAACCCGUCGGUUGUCAUCACCAUCGGAGUCCUGUUUGGACUUUAUCUUCUGAUUGUGAUAUGGGCAAGAUGGGAGGACAAAAAGGACUUGUCAAAGGUUGGGGCUACAGUGCUGAGAGGAGCAGGUAGAAACAGCCACUCCUACCAGGUUCAGGUGUUCACGGGAACCCGCGCCAACGCUGGAACCAGUUCACAGGUGUUCCUGGUGCUAAGAGGAGAGUUGGGUCAGUCUGUUCCGUAUGUGUUGGAAGACAAAACCCGCAUCACGUUCAAGCAAGGCGCUGUAGACACGUUCGUGGUGACGUCAUCUGUACAUCUGGGUCCUCUACAGUCUAUCCAUAUUUGGCACAAUAACAUAGGACCCUACCCGUCCUGGUUCCUAGAGCAAGUUAUUGUGACCGACCUUCAAGAGGAAGCCAAACACGUUUUCCUGUUGAAAAGCUGGCUUGCUGUUGAAGAGGGAGAUGGAAAGGUAGACCGAGAAGUAAAAAAGGCUACAGACAAGGAUCUGACCCGGUUUGCUCGUCUCUUCUCCACUAAAACGUCUAAGGACUUCCGCGACGGCCAUCUGUGGUUUUCUGUGAUUGGUCGGCCUGCAACAAGUCCCUUUACCCGAGUGCAGCGCAUCUCCUGCUGUCUGUCUCUGCUGAUGUGUACGAUGCUCACCAACAUCAUGUUCUUCGGUAAGGGAGAAAGUAUGCCGAAGCCACCGCCAGUCUACAUCCUGGGGUUCCAAGUACAGUUUCCCAUCUCCUGGGGCCAGAUAAUGAUCGGUAUCCAGAGUGCUCUGAUGGUGAUCCCCGUCAAUCUGCUCAUUGUCCAAAUUUUCCGGAAUUGCGCGGCCAGACCUUCCAGAAAAAUCAGGGAUAUGAGAAACGUACCAAGAAAAGAUCCAGAAGGCAGAGCAUCCUCAAGGAUGUCGUUUAGCAAGGACGAUACUGUAUUAGACCGGAAAUCGUCCUCCUACGAAGUGCCAUCAGGGGGUGAAGGUACAUCCGCCGCUAAAGUCAGCGAGAAAGUUGUACAACAAGCCAAAGAACAAGACCUCCCACACCAGACAGCCGUUUUGGUCGAAGAAAUUGAUGAUGUGGAAGAUGAAAGCUACGACGCCACAGUGAUGCAAAGUGGCCAAUCUGAGAAAAUUGCUGAGAUGGCAAAGAAAAAGAAGAAACGACUUUUGCCAUGGUGGUGUGUAUUUUUCGCAUGGUUCCUUGUGUUUUCCACGUGUUCCCUGUCGGCGUUCUUCACCAUGUUGUACGGGUUCGAGUACGGCCGUGAGAAGGCCGAGGCCUGGGUUCUCACCUUCCUCACUUCCUUCUUCUUCGACCUCGCCAUCUCUCAACCACUCAAGAUCCUACUUAUAGGAUUCAUUUUCGCGUUAAUAAUAAAGAAACCUGACUCCUUGGACGAUGACGUCCCUCCAGCUCAACUUUACGAAGAUGAGGAGUUUUUUGGACCUCAGACUGAAGACCAACCCAAAGAGACAACCCCAGAAGCGACUGGUCCUCCAGAUCAGGGUGUACUGGAAGUUGCCAGGGAACAGCGGUUCGUAGAGCUCGGCUUCAGGGAUGCGUGUUACGACUUUGUGUUCUACACCAGCUACAUCCUUCUCCUGAUAAUCAUAGCGAAUGGGAACAGGGACCAAUACAUGUACCAAAUGUCCAACCACCUUCGUGACACCUUCAUAGGACCAUUCUCAAAGGUCAAUGAUUUUGAAAUGUUCUGGAAAUUCGUCAGAGUAAACAUGACUUCAGACCUUCACGACGUGAAAUGGUACAAUGAGAAGUCCCUUAACAGGCCAGGCUUUCUAGAAGACACCAGUAGUUUCCUAGUCGGGCAUCCCAGGCUCCGUCAGGUCCGAGUGUCUGCAGAUAAAAGCUGUGACGUCCCGGGGGUAAUGGCGAAGGUGAUGUCUGACUGUGACCGGUCCUACAGCCUCUUGGACAGUGACGAUAACAGUUAUGACGUCGGCUGGACACAUAACAACAUGACAUUUGACGUAAGAAACUGGGAGAAUGUUUCGUACGGCCAGAGACCAUGGAUAUAUCAGCCUGCAUCGCUUAGCGCGGCUGUUCCUGACUCUGGCGAACAUGGCACCUACUUCGGCGGCGGUUACCUAGUGGAACUAUCCAAUAGCGCCGACAUGGAACUGAUAGAUGAACUGCAGGAAAAGAACUGGAUAGACGACAACACGAGGGCAGUUUUCAUAGAGUUCAUCGUGUACAAUGCAAACGCAAACCUUUUCGCUGUCUUCAACUUACUAGCUGAGUUCACCAACCUAGGAAGAGUCUUUCCACAGAGUGAGAUCAUGGUGGUCCGGUUGUACCCGUACACGACAGCCUGGGGGUUCGUUCUGCUGGGAUGUCACGGACUCUUCCUACUUGUGUCUUUGUAUCUUGCAUAUAAAGAAGUUCGCCGGAUACUGACGUUGGGAAAAGAAUACUUCAAGAUGUUCUGGCGUGUAGUGGAGCUCGUGCUGUCCCUGUUGGCUAUGGCGGAAAUCGGGGUUCACCUUUAUACCGCCUACCUGAUUCUCGGCUUCAACACAAGCAAGAAAGAAAACAUCAGCGGGGAUGAGAGAUACAACAAGUACAAACAAGCUGCAAGCUGGGAGAAAAUCAACACGUACAUUCUCGGCUGGCUGGUCUGUGUGGCGUGUUUAAAGAUGCUGUAUUUGUGCCGAUUCAACAAAACCAUACAACGUGGACCCAAAGUCGCUAGAAAGUCACUGGCAAAAUUGCUCAGCUUCCUGAUUAUAUUUGUCACCUUCUUUAUGGCUUUCUCCCUGUUUGCGUACCUUGUCCUCGGCACAAAACUCACCAAGUAUGGAAGCUUUGUACGGACCAUGCAAACGUUGUUUGGCGUCAUGCUUGGAGACAUGGACUAUCCUACAUUGAAGUCUGCACACGACGUACUUGGGCCGCUGAUGUUGUUCGGCUUCGUAACCCUUUUCGCCAACAUCUUGGUCAUGAUGUUCCUAGUCAUUCUCAGUGAUGCCUACUCCGACGUCGUCGAGGAGGAACAAAUCCAGGGUAAAUCUGAAAAUGACAAAAUCAAAGAAUACGGCGUGUACAGGUUGAGGAAGCUUCUCAUGAAAAAGCCCAAUAGUGUCGCCAUUACCAAGCAGAAAUCCGAAGCAGAAAUAUCUGUCAUAAGCGACAUGCCGCCAUCAAUUCCUACAAGAAACAUCGAUGGAAAGUCGCUGAAGAAUUCUUUGUCCGAAGAUAAGGCAACAUCGGAGAACGACCUGAAACAAGGAGCCCAUGGACAUCUCUGGUUGGAUGACGACUGGCAGAAAGUACGAUCGAUGUAUGCGGGGAAAUUUGACGAAGCAGCAGUGGCAGUGGACAUAACGUGGCCUGAAGGAGCUUGUGAAAACUCAAAAGUUGGGACAGCUCGGCGCCGCAGCUCAACAUUUCAGUCGAGACGUACACUCUCUGAGAUUGAAGAACAUACUCCUGCUCCAUUGAAGCAGGAGGGCUAUGGCAGUACUUCGACAGGGCCAGUGGACAUGGCGUCUUCGGUUGAUGUUGCUAGUGGGAGUCAGCAAAGCGAAGUCCCACCUGCCCGGUCCAACAGCUUAUUAGCUCUUCUACAUAGAAUUCGCCCUUCCAGCUUUGACAAACAUUCUCAAAACGACGCCUUGGAGAAAGAUAGCGGCAAGGACAGUAAUCCUGCAGGGUCAGUAGACAUGGCGUCUUCGGUUGAUGAACACCAAAGUACUGCUAAGGACAGUGAUCCGGCAGCACCUGUAGUUAUGGCGUGGUCGGGGGAUGUUGCUGGGGAGAAUCCAGUUGGAACAGACCGUCGCCGUAUCGAACGUCAAUCUACCGUUGUCUCCUUCAGCAGCGUUGUACUACCACUUCCAGGGUCAGACUCACCAGUCUAAUGUCAUCUUGGUAAAUGCAUUUCUAUCAUUCCGUCCCGUCCCAAAUGCUGCUGUAGAACUGUAGAACGGAUGAACAAUAGAUCAGGGAAUAGUGCAUGCGUGUCUAGUCCUUAACUGUAA
Molecule: messenger RNA, 6726 nt
Organism: Branchiostoma belcheri (Belcher's lancelet)
Lineage: Eukaryota; Metazoa; Chordata; Leptocardii; Amphioxiformes; Branchiostomatidae
Product: polycystic kidney disease protein 1-like 2
Exons: 31
Coding region: 1-6606 (2201 amino acids)
Biological process (GO): detection of mechanical stimulus
Cellular component (GO): membrane
Molecular function (GO): calcium ion binding; calcium channel activity; protein binding
Source: RefSeq, a predicted model, not a curated record